Brassica oleracea var. oleracea is the source of this 1100-nucleotide messenger RNA. RefSeq names its product membrane-anchored ubiquitin-fold protein 4-like. The coding region runs from base 697 to 1059 and encodes 120 amino acids. Lineage: Eukaryota; Viridiplantae; Streptophyta; Magnoliopsida; Brassicales; Brassicaceae. The transcript has 3 exons. The record is from RefSeq and is a predicted model, not a curated record. Gene Ontology annotation, molecular function: protein binding.
UAUACGCUUCUGUACAUUUUGUCUGUAAUCAUUGAACCAAAGAACAGAACCUUCCUUCUUUUACUGUCCUAGUCAGAUAGACUUCCCGACUACAGUAUCUAUUUCUCUUAGAAAUUUGGAAGAUUCGUUGGAUUUAAGCCAUAUUGGACCAAAGUUUUGCUCUUCUUUUCAUGGUCUGGUCAAAACGCCACAAAGGUUUCUUUAUCCAUCUUCUUCGUCAUGGAUUCCCUGUAAACGAAAAAAAUCACAGAAAGUUUUGAGAGAAGCCGAGUACGAGGAAAAACUUCUCUAUCUCCCAGUCUCAAGAUAGUUUUGCUGCUUAUUGAAUCUCUCUCUCUCUCUUUCUCUUUGUCUAUAAGGUUUAGUGUCUCAUUCUCCACCUUUAUCUUUCGUACCGUUUAUGUUUUAUUUAAUCUUGAUGUCUAGUUAACUGUUUAAAUCUACUCCAUUUCUGCUGCCCUGAUGAAAGAAACUCAACAGACUUUGAGUUUGGCUUGAAUGUCUAGUUCAAGUAACAUUUGUGUUAUGUGUGUUGCUUUUGUCUUAUGACGGUUUAGAACCUAAUUAAUGAUCUUGACGGUUUAGAUUUGACAAUCUAUACGGGGACAUUUGUAGUAUACUUUUUAGGUCUUAUUUUGGCUUCUGCCAUCAUCUGAGAGUUUUUUUGGUUUUUGAGAGAGAGAGAGAGAUUAUCAAAUGCCGGAGGAGGAAGAUUUGGUAGAACUUAAAUUCAGGUUAUAUGACGGUUCAGAUGUUGGCCCGUUUCAUUACUCUCCAACCGCCACUGUGGGAAUGCUCAAGGAGAGAAUCGUCUCUGAAUGGCCUAAAGACAAGAAGAUUGUUCCAAAAGCAGCUAGUGACAUCAAGUUGAUAAAUGCUGGUAAGAUUUUGGAGAAUGGUAAAACUGUUGCACGGUGUGAAACUCCAUUUGAUGAUGAUCUCCCUAAAUCCGUCAUUACAAUGCACGUUAUCGUGCAACCGUCUCCAACAAAACCAAGACCAGAGAAGAAAUUGAAGAGGAAGAAGCCUCACAGAGAAGCUUUUGCUCAUGUACCAUAAUGUGAGAACAAGUACCAGAUCCAGAAUCUGAAAAAAACACA